Molecule: messenger RNA, 975 nt
Organism: Didymosphaeria variabile
Lineage: Eukaryota; Fungi; Ascomycota; Dothideomycetes; Pleosporales; Didymosphaeriaceae
Exons: 4
Coding region: 1-975 (324 amino acids)
Molecular function (GO): oxidoreductase activity, acting on single donors with incorporation of molecular oxygen, incorporation of two atoms of oxygen; iron ion binding
Source: RefSeq, a predicted model, not a curated record
AUGGUCCACUUCACUUCUCUCUUCAUUGCGGCACUCGCAGCUGCCCCAUCGCUUGCCCAUCCAGGCCAUGAUAUUGCAGCUGAAAUUGCAGAGCGAGCUGAAUACCGUAGCAGUAAAGAGUACCGUUCGCUCUCUCACUGUGCGGAUGCCAUCAAGGCUCGUGAUCAUAUGAUGAUCAAACGCCGCAUCGAGCAGGUUCAGCAUUUGCAAGCAAAGCGCGGACUUGAGCGCCGCAGCUUGACUGAUGUGCUGAACAAAGACCACAAGUCGACCAAGAACGUCACCCCAGACAGCUCCGCUGCUGAUAUCUUCGGAUCGAACAACUCAUGCAUCUUGCAGCCAGAGACCACCGAGGGUCCUUACUACGUCACUGGCGAGCUGGUUCGCAAGGACAUCACUGACGGUCAGAAGGGUGUUCCCUUGACUUUUGAUGUUCAGCUUAUCGACACUAACACGUGCAUGCCUGUAUCGAACGUAGCGCUCGAGGCGUGGUACUGCAAUUCCACUGGUGUCUACGGCGGUGUCAAUGCUGGUGGUAACGGCAACACUAAUGACAAGACCAACAUCGACAACCCCAUGCUCCGCGGCAUUCAGUUCAGUGACACUGACGGUGUCCUUCAAUUUGAUGGCAUCUUCCCUGUCCUCGCUCACCAGAAUGCCUCAAGCACCGUCAAGUCAUACGGCACCGUUCUAACCGGCGGCACCAUCUCGCACGUUGGCCAGCUCUUCUUCGAUCAGUCGCUCAUCACCAGCGUGGAGAAGACGGCUCCAUACAGUACUAACACGCAGAGUCUUACGACCAAUGCUAAGGACGGGAUCUUUGCUGGAGAGGCUGCGACGAGCGACCCUGUGCUCAAUUAUGUCCUCCUCGGCAGCACUGUUUCUGAUGGCAUCUUUGGUUGGGCCACUGUCGGCAUCAACACCAAGCUGAGCAAGACUGUCAAGGCUGCCGCGAACUACGACCCCACUGACUAG